Volvox carteri f. nagariensis is the source of this 1427-nucleotide messenger RNA. RefSeq lists its product as uncharacterized. The transcript has 6 exons. Bases 6 to 662 code for a protein of 218 amino acids. Lineage: Eukaryota; Viridiplantae; Chlorophyta; Chlorophyceae; Chlamydomonadales; Volvocaceae. Gene Ontology annotation, cellular component: plasma membrane. Gene Ontology annotation, biological process: acetate transmembrane transport; succinate transmembrane transport. Gene Ontology annotation, molecular function: acetate:proton symporter activity. The record is from RefSeq and is a predicted model, not a curated record.
UGAAGAUGCCGCGUGCUUCUUGCGAUGAGGCUGUUGACAUGGAGUCGCAAAGCUCUGAUGAGCGACAGAAGGCCAUGCGUGCGCAGCUGAUGACACCCAUGGCGGCAACAACGGACGAAUGGGUUCGUGGCGACCCAGGUCCAUUUGGGCUUUUGUGCUUCGGUAUGACAACCUGCUGGGCUGAAUCUUCAUUUCUUCCGACCGUCAUGUGCUACGCCAUGUUCUACGGUGGAUUCGGCCAGUUCGUCGCUGGCGUCCUAGAGUUGAUCAAGGGCAACACUUUCGGCGGCACUGCCUUCGCCAGCUACGGAGCUUUCUGGAUGGGCUGGUUCCUGUUGGAGCUCCUGAUGAAGCAGUACCCCUCGGUGUACAAGACCGCGCUCACGGGCAAGACGCUCUGGUGCGGACUGUGGGCCUUCCUGACGGCCGGAUUCUUCGUUGUGACGCUUCGCAAGAACGGCUGCCUGAUGACCAUCUUCUCAACCCUGGUCAUCACCUUUUCGCUGCUGGCUGGCGGAGUGUGGAACGAGAACUGCGAGCUGGCCGCGGGCUACUUUGGGUUCUUCUGCGGCGCGUCCGCCAUCUACGCCGCCUUCGCCUUCCUGUACAAAAUUGAGCUCGGAAUCGUGCUGCCAGGCGCGAGGCCCGUUGCAUAUAUUUAGGGGAGUUCAUGAGCUUAUGGUUAGCUAGCUUACAAUUAGUUAGUGAGCGUACUAAUGUCCGGGCAUGUGAUUAUCGUCGAAGCGCUUUCGCUUUCGCUGUACGAAGAUUUCCAAUGAACCAAUCCUUUUGUCUGUGUUCAUUGCGCGCCGAUUUUUGCCCGUUGGAACUCGGGUGCGCGGCGCGGUGGUUGUUCGCGGCUGAAUCGAAAAAAGGAGGAAUUUACAGGUUUUGUGGCUAUUAGGGUUGGGCGUUGAGGUGUGACACGAUGGCGCUAGGAAUGCUAGGAGUGAUCUAACGUUUGAAUCAUGUAUUCGCUACCUAUUGAUAGAUAAACCUCGAUACAGUUAUUUUCCUUGGGUUAUGUGAUUGCGUGUCCCCCUUGGUUUGGCCCUCGUUCGACGCGGUUCAUGUUCGGCGCUUAUACGGCAUGCAACCCACACCAAGACGGGCCUUUUGGCGCGUUGCAUGCUGCGCUGUGCAGCGGCGCUUGUUUGUUACUAUUGGCAGUACGCCAAGUUUACCUUUUUGGGGAUUGGGAUUGGGAUUAAUCUUCAGUUAUACAGUCAAUUUUCAGUUAUUGUAGAACUGGCGCCAAAAAGGAUGGAAGCGCGGGAUGAAGAAUGGCAGCACUUGAACACGAUUUAAUGGAAAUAAAUCCUGUACAUGAGUUGUACCUUUUUGGUAUGGGUUUACGUGGGUUUUCAUGGUGUACUACCCAAACAGAAAGGACUAUUAUUUUUUUUGUAAACGUCGAAAUUUGGUGG